AGUCAGUCGACCGAGCGACGCGGGUAGCGACGGUCGAUCGUCGUCGAUUUCCAUUUCCAAUCGACUCCGCUCUCAAACUCUCGUAGAAAAAGCCCUGCGAAGGACAGCCGAAAAAGGCGGAGGGGGGUUAGUGAUCAUGCGUAUACGUAGGGAGAAGUAAUCUCGCGUCGAGUACGAUACCGCGAAAAUUCUCGCUCCAAACAACCCUACGACAACGACCAACGCGUAUCUCGAUCGGCUCGCACCCCUAUCGACGCGUCGCGCUUUCAAUCGUGAGAAAAAAGGGAGAAUCCGUCAAUCUGGUCGACUAUUCUCAGCCUAUCGGUGUCCUCGGCGAAGGGCACUCUUUCUUUGCUGAAAGGGAUUUCCCGGCGCGAUUAGUCGGGAGAGAAACGAAGAAGGAGCAAAGUUCCUGUGAGAGAUUGCUACCCUCGUCUGAUAUAGCGAAGACGAACGAAGCAUCCCCCUCCAGAGACUAUCAGAGAUAGAUCGUUUCAGGACGUAUUUGGCACGAAGAAUUGAAAGAGCCAAUUUCGUCGAGCGGCGGCUUCAUCGUGCGUUGAAAAUCGAAAAAUCGGUAUAGAGAUCCAACCGACAGUUUGAAAUCGCUUCGCGGAGAAUAAAUGUUUCAAGUCCAAAAAGGAACGUUAAUUAUGAUCCAUCACACGAUUAAGAUUACACACGAGUGACAAGUGCACGUGACAAAUCAACGAGUGUCCGCGAAUAAACGCGGCAAACGAAGUAAUUGAGUUGUCAAAUCGAGAUUAAGUGUGAAGAAGCGAGAGAAAAAAUGAAGCUUAGGCGAUUAGUGUCGAACAAUAUUAAUCGGCGCUUAAUGAGUGCCGCGUGAGUGUGCGGAAAAGAGGACCGCUAUCGAGAUGAAACUGGGAGUCUUGGGAGAUGAUAUGACUAUGGAAGCUUGCAACGUAUGGAGCGACGUGGGUAGUCCGCGAAAGUAUCGGCCACCGCGAAUCGGCGACAUUCCACGAGGUUCUGCGGUCGAGAGCUCUCCCACAAAUUCACCCACUACGAAAGGUACUUCUGACGCUGAACAAUUAUCGACGGAUGCGCCGGGUCCAUCGAAAGUACUGUCGAGCCCGGAGUAUAUCCAAGAAGUACGCAAAGACAGCGCCCUGUACCUUGAAGAGGGAGAGGGUACAUUGAAGACUGCGACACAGGCCACCACUGAUGUUCUUCGAAGACAGAGCAGCGGCUACGUGAGCCGUCGAGAUAGCUUCGAGGAUAAUAGAAGAAAUUCCGCAACGGGCGGUGAUACGCAACAGCAAGAGAAGGAGAGACACAAAUCGAAACCGAUAACUCUUGGAGCCUUGAUUAAGGAUCUUGCUGGUAGAAAAGAGGAGAACAUUGAGGAGAACAUUGAGAACAUUGAGGCGUCCACAGAUACAGCAAAGGGAAUGCCGACGACGGAGAUACACAGAAAGGUGUCGAGCUCCUCCGGCCUCGACAUGCCCAACGUUGAUGAGGCAAAGGAGGUUGUCAGAAACAAAACUCUACCGCGGCAGAGGAGUUUCCAGACCCAGGAGAUCAAUGAUGGGCUGACAACGCGUCUCAGCGAAAUCCAAGUGACGUCUAUCUUCAGGAACCCCAAUAUUUAUCUUCCGUGCAAUAACGACAAAAAUGCACCAUCAGACGAGGUGGACACGAUUCAGCGAGUGGUCGACACAACCAUCGAUCAUUCUGCUAGCGGCAACUCGAAUUGUAAGAAUGUGCACAAGACAAACGUGGAAACUAUUAUUGCCUCGGAUAAUAAUCGGACUAUAGAUUUGAGAAAAUUAUCCUUACCCGACGAAGCAGGACCGAGCCAGCGACUGUUCGAGAAAGCUGAUGUCACCUACAAAUCCGUUCAUUCUCGCUACCCUCACGCCAGCCCUCAUAGAUUGCCCAGGAAACACAUCCGAGCGCUCAAUAGGGAAUGCUCCGUCGAUAGCCAACAUGACGGCCAACAAUUGAAUCAAUACAAAGUGCUGAACGAAAUCGGAAAGGGCUCCUUCGGUGUCGUGAAAAAGGUCUUCAACGAGGAGGACGGCACGUAUUACGCUAUGAAGAUAGUGAGCAAAAGGAAAUUAAUGAAGAAAACGGGGAUAUUUGGGAGGAUACCACCGCGUAGAGCCGGCGCCGAUCCCUUGGCGAAAGUUUACAAGGAAAUCGCCAUCCUGAAGAAACUCGAUCAUCCCAACGUCGUGAAACUUGUCGAGGUGCUCGACCAUCCUGACAAGAACAAUCUCUACCUAAUUUUCGAAUUGGUCCACAGGGGUGAAAUUCUCCUUAUACCCACCGACAAGCCUCUGAAUGAGGCAACGGCCAGGCGUUAUUUUCGCGAUGUUGUCAUGGGAGUCGAAUAUUUGCAUUAUCAGAAAAUAGUACAUCGUGACAUAAAGCCAAGCAAUCUACUGGUGGACAAAGACGGCAGUAUUAAAAUCGCUGAUUUAGGCGUCAGCACGGAUUUAAGAGAAUCUGGAGAGUUAUUGACAGGACAAGCUGGCACGCCGGCCUUCGCAGCGCCCGAAACAACCGUUGCUAAUGCGCAGUACUUGGGACCGCCCUGCGAUAUAUGGUCGAUGGGGGUAACGCUGUACGCGCUUGUGAUCGGAGAUCUUCCUUGGCGCGCUUCCGAUAGCACAACCAUUCAAGGGGUUGUUCGUUCGAAACCACUCGUGUUCCCCGACAAUCGCUUAUCUACGGAAUUGCGAUAUUUAAUUGAGGGAAUGCUGGAUAAGUCGCCGGAAACCAGGCUCACGCUCCCGAAGGUAAAGCAGCAUCCAUGGCUGACAAAUAACGGAACUGAACCACUGCCGGCCGAGGUCGACAACUGCCGCUUACGGGUCACCGUCACCGAGGAGGAGGUCAUAAGACUCGGCACCCUGCUCCUCGUCAAGAAUAUGCUGAAACAGCACAGCUUUCAGAAUCCAUUUCUGCCUAAGCGGCUCGGACGGACAGCGGACAACGACGCCGGCACGGAAUCCCCGGCGGCUGGACCAAAAAGUGGGGUAUCUCCCUCGGCGCAGGGUGACACGAUGAGAGACGCGAAAGCGGAACGUUUUCACGAGGCCGGGAGAAGCAAUUCCGCGCCAGAUUCCUACGAUUGGCACAUAAGCGGCAGACAAUUAUCGGUGGAAAAUCCUUUAUCGCCCGUGACGGAAACUGAAAGGAGGUAGUGCCACUGUCGAUAGAAGUAGCACAAAACCGAAUCCCGAUCGAAAAACGAGCCGACGUCAAACGGAAGAUAGAGUCGGGACUGAUCAUCGAUCGCGAUUCAACAAGCGACGGCGAUAUCAAAAGGCGAAAUCGUCGAACGAACCAACGAAAAUUUAAUCUUCCAGAGAACCGUUAUCGAUUUCACUCUCUCGUCGCUUGUAUCGUCAGAAUCACGGGGCAUUGCCUUCAGUUUCGCAUGUAAGAGCUCCAUGAGUUAUUUGUGAAUACGUGAAAAUUUCUAACCGGCGAGGCUGACGAAAACAGCGGAUCAAGGAUUUGUUGAAAAUGUUUCUGCUAGAUCUCAAAUGAUUUUAUAUGAUUAAAAAUGUAACGUCGCGUUUGAAACGUUCCGCAUUAUAUUACGAUAAUAUUCAGUGUACCUUUGGCUAUUGUUGUUAUUUGACCAUGAUAGAAUAGGAAAGAUGUUAUUUACAAUUAAUCAUCUCGCGCAUAAAUAGCUCCAUCAUACAUUCCUAAAAAAAAAGAAAUAUAGAAAAAUUAUUAUAUUUACUUCGCUAUUGACUGCCAAUAUUUUCUAUUUAAAUAAAAAAUUCGGCAAAUUUUUUUUACUACAACAUAGUAACAUUCGGUAUAAAUAAUCGACCAAAUAUCAUUUUCUUUUUUUUUUCUGCUUUUCAUCUGGCAACAUCUAAAAGCAAUUUGUAUCAGUAAUGAAAAAAUGACAAAAAGACACGCGCCCACACAGCAAGCAUAUCAAAAAAACGUCCAGAAGAUAUUUCGAAGAUAUUCUAUCGCCUAAAUAUAUCUUCGGGAUAUCUUCUGGACGUCUUUUUCAAUAUCAAUACAUGCUGUGUGGGCGGAUCACUAUGCCGCGUUUUGUUAAAGAUUGACGAAGCGAUCAAAUAUUUAUAAACGUUAUAGCCACGUGUGUAAAAUAACGUAAGGUAACGAAAGUAGAUAAUACAUUUAUUGCGGAGGAUGAUCCGAAAUUAAGACAUGCCUCGCCGAAGGUUUUCAUUCCAUUAAUAUCUUUAAAACAAUAUGCGUCCAACGCGCAUAUUUAUAAAUAAUUUCAAAAUUAAAAAUUGUAUAUAUCCAAUCCAGUACUGAAGAGAACCACUGAAGAAACAUUUUAUGUUUUUUGUACGUCAUAAUAUAAAAAUGUCAUGCCAAAAGCUUGGCAAGAGCAACAUACGAAUUGAAAUACUUUUUCCUCUUUUUUUUUUUAAACUUGUUUUUGCAUUGCUAUAGUUGCCACGCUCAAUAUCGAUGAAAUUCAAGGCGAACAUCCAUCUUACAAACACGCACAUUCGUUGCUAAAUUUACUAAAUUUUCAUCACAAUUUAAAUAAAACGACAUUUGAAAAAAUAGAAUAUUUCACGUUGACGGCUA
Messenger RNA from Temnothorax curvispinosus, 4569 nucleotides. RefSeq names its product calcium/calmodulin-dependent protein kinase kinase-like. Gene Ontology annotation, cellular component: cytoplasm. NCBI's taxonomy places the organism in Eukaryota, Metazoa, Arthropoda, Insecta, Hymenoptera, Formicidae. The transcript is spliced from 10 exons. Bases 879 to 3176 code for a protein of 765 amino acids. Gene Ontology annotation, molecular function: calmodulin binding; calcium/calmodulin-dependent protein kinase activity; ATP binding. Gene Ontology annotation, biological process: positive regulation of protein kinase activity; protein phosphorylation; intracellular signal transduction. The record is from RefSeq and is a predicted model, not a curated record.